Molecule: messenger RNA, 4473 nt
Organism: Pecten maximus
Lineage: Eukaryota; Metazoa; Mollusca; Bivalvia; Pectinida; Pectinidae
Product: cell wall protein PRY3-like
Exons: 9
Coding region: 1829-3352 (507 amino acids)
Cellular component (GO): extracellular region
Source: RefSeq, a predicted model, not a curated record
UAUGCACAGUGUCAUAUCAAAGUGACAUGUGUCUGAUUAAAGAUGGUAUUGGAUUUAUCGUGCAAUGACAGAUUUAAACCAAGAUUACUGUAGCACUCCCAUCAUUCAGAACAACUACUGGAUCAGGUGAACAUUUAAGCGAAAUUUUACACCCCUUUUCGACCACAAUUACGAUAUUAUUUAGAAUGUGAAGAUCUCGCAGUGAAGGUAUACCCACCAUGGGAAGAAGAGCAGGUUAAGGAGGAACUUUGACUCGAGAUUGCUGACUCUUGUGAUGAGAACAUUUAAAUCACUGACAAUAUUUGGUCAGUAUUUCUGCCAAUAUUACUACGGGAACUGGUCUGAAGAUCAAACCCACUGAAGUGAAAUGUCGAGCAACAUGAAUGUGGAUAACCUAAAGUAGUCGGAGGGUUAUAGACAUGUGUAUGGACUGGAACAUCUUGUUUUGAGGAUUGCAGUUUGGUGUCGUGAAAUGAGCAUAUAUUGUAUUGAUGUUAACAGUUCUUACAAAUGGUAUUGAUGUGAGAACUAGUCAGUGCAAAAAAGAAGCUUUUACUCGAAACAACAUGAACCUAAUUUAGUGAAAAUUCUAUACUGGUAUGGACAUAGUAAUAUUUCUGGAUUGAUUAACGAGUUUAACUUACUAUGUAAGUAAUAGACGACGGGGAUGAAUAAUAAAUGACAUUUAUUUACCUGUUGAUCCUAAUGAUGUGUCUCAUUUAAAGUGCGUCCUAUACGAUGUAUUUAUUGAUAGAUAAACCAUCGGCGACUCGGAAACGUUUAUGAUCAAAUUUAAAUUACACCUGUGAUUUAUACGUGUGGAGAAACGCUAUUCACGGUAAAUGAAUACUAGACUUUCAUACGGUUCAUAUCAACCGUAACUCGUCCAGGUAUUAUCAACAACAUGGACACUUGUGGUACGGUUUUGUAAGUAUUUUACUACAAUGACAUGCCUGUGUAUUGUUAGGCGAUCGUCCAUAAACGUUCUGUAAUUGUACCAGGUACCUACCGUGUGUUUGUAUGUGUGUGUAUGAGUGAAAACUAGUAUAUCGUGCUCCUCUACAAGGACACGAUCUUUACUAUACAUAAACAAGUUCUGCUUCUCGUGUUAACUUCAGCAUGUAAUGAAAUCGUGGCUAUAUUUAGGAUAUAUUGUAUGUAAAAAGACAACAGACAUUUUGUCGAUGGAUGUGCCUGGAUAAUACACAUAAUUAGGUAAAGUUUCAAACGUUCGAAGGAUUUUGUUUGUAUACAUUCAUGACCCCGAGAGUUUGACCAAUUUCACGCUGUGAUUUCAGAUCGAGAGGAAAAUGUAUUGUACUGUGUUGAAUUGAAUUUCGAGUGAUGUAGUAAUUUACUGAUACAAAUGAAGGAGGAAUAAUAUUGGAAACAGGCAACAUUGACAAAAUGCAACUAAAGGUGUGUCGACAGUACAGGUGUGAAAUAGCCACAUUCGAAUAAAGCAAUAUUUUGGGAAACAGCAACAACAGUGCAGACAUAGAUGCAAUAUAAAUCGUGUAAAGAAACACUUCGUCAACAACAAUAUUGAUAAAAACAAACAGAAAGAAGAAGAGGAAGAACAACAGCAAGAGCAGUAAAAAUAAGAACAGCAACAACAACAGUAACAACAGAAACAUCCCCAUCACCAUUUGAUAGAUAUCUGCAGCAGUAUCACAAUAGUUUAAAAGUCAUCAGCUACAGCAGGAGCUGUAACUAAUACAGUGAUACAGUAUGUACAGAGGCUGUUUAUAAGUAAAUCUGGGACAACACUUGGGAGUAAACAGUUACAUCGGCUGUACACCUGUGUGACUUUGGACAGCGACGUACCAUGUGUCAGACGUGUGUAAAUAUGGUGGACAUGGAUGUUCCACCCUGGCUCUGGGACCCGGGGGUCACAUGGUGUAGGAGGAAGUACUACCUCGCCCAGAACGGUCGGGGGUCGGGGCAGUCAUGCACGAAUUCAGAAAUGGCCGAGAAGAAGUUCAUCGAUGAGGUAUUGGAAGCCCAUAACAUUUACCGGGCUAAACACAACUGUCCCCCCGUCGAACACGCCAAGGACCUUACCGACGCCGCUCAGCGUUGGGCUGACCACCUAGCGAAGACCAACGGGUUUGCACACAGCGAUUGCGACCUCAAUGGGACUAGAAUGGGAGAGAACAUCGCGAUGAAAUGGACGUCGGGACCCGAUAAUUACACAGGUCAAGAGGUCACCGACCAGUGGUACAGUGAGGUAAAGAUGUACACGUUCGGCCAGGAACCGACAUCCUCGGGUACAGGACAUUUCACUCAAGUGGUAUGGAAGGGGACCAAAGAGAUCGGAGUGGGAAAGGCAAAGACAAAGGAUAACAAGAUACUAGUCGUGGCCAACUACAGGCCAGCCGGGAACAUGUUGGGGCAGUUCCGGGAUAAUGUACUUCCGCCAAAGGACGGGAAAAUCGAGCUUCCGUCAACAGAUCGAAUACCUGUAGAACAUAAACAGGGAUCUAGUCCGUUUUCGAGUCGAUUCGAAAAUAAACAUACUCCUUCCAACAUGGCAUCUAGAGGUGGUGAAUCCCGAUCAGUCCGGACAUUCACGGAAACUUCCGGAAGUGGUGCUAACAAGGUCACAAAGACGGUUGUGGAGGAAACCAUCAUCAAAGCAGAUGGAAGCAAGACCACCAACCGGAAGGAAACCAUUACAACAGGGGACACCGGGAAAUCAGAUAUGAAGUCAAUUGAUCACCAUGACCAAAAAGACAAGGAUAAAAAAGGCGGGGCAUUUGGGGCAGACAUACCUAUCGAGGGUCUUCAUAUAAAGGAUAGUGAUGACUUCUUUAAGAAGGACAAGAAAGGGAAGAGAUCCAGCUCCAGUUCGUCAGACUCUAGUCCAGAACGGGAAAAGAAGCCACAAAAAAUCAAAGACUUCAUUGACGACGCUGUGAAAUCACACAACGAACUCAGGAAAAAACACGGCGUUCCCUCUUUAUCACACGAUAAAAAUCUGUCGAAAUAUGCCCAAAAGUGGGCGGAACAUCUGGCUGCGACUAACAGCUUUCAACACAGUGACUGUCAACACGAGGGGGAGAGACUAGGAGAAAACAUCGCGUGUAAAUGGUCCUCGGGGUCGGCGGACUACUCGGGGAAGGAUGUGACGGAGUAUUGGUACAGCGAGAUAGAAAAGCACGACUUUGGCAGUGAGCCGCGUUCAUUAGGAUCUGGUCAUUUCACCCAGGUUGUAUGGAAAGGCAGUAAAAAGAUGGGAAUCGGCAAGGCAAAGAGCUCAGGGGGAAAGGUCCUGGUUGUUGCCAGCUAUCACCCAGCCGGAAAUCUAGUCGGUUCGUUCGUAGAAAAUGUUCCACGACCGAAAAAGUGAGAAAAAGACUCGUGUAUAAUGUAAGCCAGAAUGUGUGUGUCUGGUCUUCAGAGUCAAGUUAUGGUGUUGAUGGUUGAGUGUAUGGAUACGAUUUUGUCAAGUGUUUAGCUUCAUUAUUUACACACCAUUGUUAAAAUCUAAAAUUAUAAUUAGUAUAAAUCAACCCUGACAAUACAUUGUUUUCAGUUUGAGAAACUUGAAAUACGUCUUGAGUUGUAAACUGUUUAGCUGAUAAAUCAAGAAUGAAGUAGAUGAGUACUGGAUAGUUUUCCUAACAAGACUUACAUUACAAAGGACGUUUCCUCCACUCAAAUGCACAUUGAAAGAAGAAAUCAUAUUUCACACGUGCCUCAUUAGAAUGACAGAACUCUUGUAUAAUUGUUAUCGCAAAUCCUCACUUUCAGAGUAGUCUAUGGUAUUUUGAACAAUAGUCACACAUUUCCCAGACACAAGUAAAAAUCAUAUCAACUGAGCCAUGCCUUUUUCAAUCGUAAUUCGUUAUCUCUGUGUGAAUUUGUGGAACUACAAUAGUAUUGGAGUUAUCACCCUUAUUUUAUAAUGCAAUAAUGUAAUUUAAUAUAUCACUUAUUUCAUAAAUAUCCAUGUAAAAGACUUGUGGAAUAGAGCAUCAUGUCUCAUUUAAUUUAUAUUUUCCCCCUGGCAAAAGAAACAUUCCGAAGCGUAUCCCCAUUUCUGUGAUAAGUAAGUGCUUUUUGAGUCCAAUUUCGUAAUAAAAAUGUAAUUUGUUACAGCUAUUGUCAAAUUAAUAAUGAAACACUUUUCUUUUUGUUUGUUGAAGUUUUAUUGUAAUAUAAUGCUUUGAGUUUUAAUCAGAGUUAAACAACGAGGUUAAAAUUUGAUUUCAUUUUAAAACUUGUCAAAUUAUAUUAAGCAGGAACUGUGUUUUAUGGUAUCAUUCGUCGAAUUUCAUGUUUUCUUUUCUUCUGCGAAUUUGCAUGUGAAAUGUGUUUGUUUCAAUUUAUUAUGUAUAUAAUAUCUAUACAUUAACGUACAUUGUAUAUCUUUGUUAUUGUUUAUAAAAUACCGAAACAUAUUUCUGUACCAGAACCUGUACAUCUGUAUGCAUGGUAAGAGAACAAAAUAAAAUAUUUUAUCCAAAG